AAUCAUCCAUUGAUGGGACGGAGACUCGAUACGUGUUGUGCUCCCCACAAUUGGCAGACGGUGGUGCUAACUACUUGUCUUCUACCAUCUGGCAUUCUCUUCGUGGACCCAUGGCGGAAAGUCAUCCACACAGAAGAAUCAAAACUAAAACUGACCAAACCGACACGUCCAAGACGCAGGCCGGUAGCAAAGUCGAUGGCGGGUCUCCUUCGCCGAAGCCUUUUGCACUCGCAAUCCCAGCCUUGGUUCUCUUGGCUUCCCUUGUAGUGUAUAGCGUUUCGCACUGGUUCCCAUUGCGCUCCUUGCAGAAUCUUCUAUACUUUCGCGACGAAACCUACCUCAAAGGCGUACGUCCCAAUUCCGUGCCAGUGUUCACCGCAGACGAAGCGAGGCGAGAUGCCGUGGUGGAGGCGUUCAAGCAUGCGUGGCUGGCGUAUGAACGGGAUGCGAUGGGCGACGACGAGUACCAUCCAAUCUCGCAGAAGGGUACCAAUCUGACUGCAGCUGGUGGUAUCGGGUACACCGUCAUCGAUUCAAUAGAUGCAAUGCUUAUCAUGGGACUCGACGACGAAUACGAGCGUGCAAGAGCGUGGAUACGGGACAAACUCUCCUUCGACAGGAACGCAUCUUUCAGCACUUUCGAGACGACGAUUCGUGUCAUGGGUGGUUUGUUGUCUACCUACUAUCUGUCCGGAGGAGAUACUCUUUUCCUAGAGAAAGCACAGCAAAUUGCCGAUCGCUUGCUUCCAGCCUUCGACACCCCGUCUGGUUUACCGCUGCCUAUGGUAAACUUGCAUCUUCUAGAAGGUGUACCCGACCGCGAUACUGGAGAUUUUGUUAGUACUGCAGAGGCAUCUACCCUGCAGCUUGAAUUUCGCUAUCUUGCAUACCUUACCGACGAAGACAUCUAUUGGGAUAAAGUCGAGAAGGUAAUGGUCGUUCUGAAAGCUGCAACGCUUCCUCAUGGUCUGGCUCCCAUAUUCAUCGACAUCGAAACUGGUAUCUAUGGACUCUCCCCGAUACGCCUUGGUUCUCGAGGGGACUCCUACUAUGAGUAUUUGCUUAAGCAAUAUUUACAAACGAACCAGACGGAAGACAUCUAUCGCCAAAUGUAUGACGAGGCGAUGACCGGUAUCCAUAUGUAUCUCGCUCAGCGCAGUGUCCCGGGUAAUUUGCUCAACACGGCCGAGCUCAUACCUGAUAGAGCGAAGAACGGCAAAACAGGCUGGCGCUUGCUUCCAAAACAAGAUCACUUGGUGUGCUUUCUGGGUGGUUCACUCAUGCUAGGCGCAACUACCUCCGGAGCUGUGGUUGACCAUGUGUCUGUGCCUCCGUUGCCAAAUGAGUUAUCUCCUCAAGGGAAGCGAGACUGGUUCACUGGCGUGGAGCUUAUCAAGACUUGCCUAGCGACGCACAACACUCAAACAAAACUUCCCCCUGAAAUCGCGUAUUUCCGCCUUCGAAGUCAGAAGGACAAAAAUUCAGGGAAGAAAUUGCCACCGGACUGGUACAUCAAAGGUUCACCCCCCGGGAAGCCUCCGCCGCUUGACGCGCGGUAUAUCUUGCGCCCAGAAACAGUCGAGUCACUUUUUAUCGCGUUCCGUUUAACUGGCGAUACGUGGUACCGUGACCAAGGCUGGGCGAUUUUCCAAGCAAUAGAGAAGCACUGUCGCAUUCCGACCGGCGGGUACGCUAGCAUAAAGAACGUCGACCAGGUGCCAGUUGAACACGAGGACAAGAUGGAGACAUUUAUGAUGAGCGAAACGCUAAAAUAUCUCUAUCUCUUGUUCUCUGAUGCUAGUGUUCUUCCGCUAAGUGAAUACGUCUUUAACACCGAGGCUCAUCCUCUACCGAUAUUCUCUCCAAUCGCGGACUCUAGUAGUCUUCUUUAAUCUCCCGGACGGCAUCUGCAAUCUUGUAGCCUUACAACGCCAUUGAUCAGUCGCACAUUCCAGAAUUUGGUUUCGUAACUUCUCGGUCUACACACUUCCGCGCUCG
This is a messenger RNA of Pisolithus orientalis, 1998 nucleotides long. RefSeq names its product glycoside hydrolase family 47 protein. Gene Ontology annotation, cellular component: endoplasmic reticulum; membrane. Gene Ontology annotation, molecular function: mannosyl-oligosaccharide 1,2-alpha-mannosidase activity; calcium ion binding. Gene Ontology annotation, biological process: N-glycan processing; carbohydrate metabolic process. The record is from RefSeq and is a predicted model, not a curated record. Lineage: Eukaryota; Fungi; Basidiomycota; Agaricomycetes; Boletales; Pisolithaceae. Bases 111 to 1892 code for a protein of 593 amino acids. The transcript has 19 exons.